CUUUGACUAUGUUUGUUUAUCUAUAGACCCUUGGGUGCAGUCAGGUUAAACACUAAGCGCUAAUGAAAUGUAAACAUCAAUUGAUUUGAUUGUUAACUCAUAUUGUGUGGUCAUAUAAUAUAUCAGAAAAUAUCCCCUGGCUGUUCCUCCUCAACAAGUUGAUUGACCUAACACCCCGGACAGGGCAGUUAGACAUCCUUCUGCGUCAGUUGCACCUGUUCCGUCAUGUUUUCCGGUGACGAGCUGCGCGUCUAUUUAAUUAGCCUAAAGUGUAUCGGUUUACUCUAUGUAACGCACGAUGUUAACCAACCGUAUCGGAUUAACGCCAGCGAUUUGGAUCAGACUUUAACAGUAGUCGGCUUAACGCUUCUCCAGCUUUUCAUAUGGCUUGCCUUCGCGCAGCUUUUGCUAAUGCCUCAAACCUUUAUGCUGCCCCAAUACACAGCCGUUGGCAAUACGUAUUUCGUAAUUAACUUUGGUGUUAUUUGCAUAGUUAUAUCGCUGAUAUAUCUAGGAUUCUAUGCGAGACGCCAGCGCCUAUUGGCCGUCUUUGCCUUCAUUCUCUAUCACAAUUACAAGGAGCUCAAGAAUUGCUAUGCCAAACGUUUCCUUAAAUUCUACUGCAUGUAUGUGGGUCUAACGGUUAUUUGUGCGAUUACCUAUGCGGGAGCUUUCCGAUUCGCUAACUUACACAUCGUGCCGUGCAUUCUGCUAAGUUUCAUCUAUACCUACAGCUUUAUGCUGAUAGGGCUUAUCAUAAUUCUAUAUGGCUGCCUUACACAAAUCUUGGCUGCCCUUUUGCACCUAUAUAAUCGCGAAAUGCUGGCAGCAAUAACCACACCAAGAGUAAACACAACAACAACAACAACAACAGCUACUACUACUACUACUACUACAAUCAAUCGCCUAUAUAAACGUAAUCAGAUGCUCAUCGUUUGCCACGAGCAGCUGAACUCUGUGUUUGGUCCAUUUAUAGCGCUAAUUACGGCUUUGUGUUCAAUGUCGGCGCCAGUUGCUCCGUUUUUUAUGAUCACAAUUGUCUUUAAGAUGGAUAUCAAACAAAUUGGCCUGACCAACAUUUUUAUGGCAUUGUACACAUGCAUGAUGUGGAAUAUACCCUGGGCCGCCGGGCUGAUAUUGAUCUUUCGACAAGAUAUCGUGCGGCAGGAGGUAAGAAACGCGUGA
Molecule: messenger RNA, 1185 nt
Organism: Drosophila arizonae
Lineage: Eukaryota; Metazoa; Arthropoda; Insecta; Diptera; Drosophilidae
Product: gustatory and pheromone receptor 39a-like
Source: RefSeq, a predicted model, not a curated record